Molecule: messenger RNA, 390 nt
Organism: Pyricularia pennisetigena
Lineage: Eukaryota; Fungi; Ascomycota; Sordariomycetes; Magnaporthales; Pyriculariaceae
Exons: 1
Coding region: 1-390 (129 amino acids)
Source: RefSeq, a predicted model, not a curated record
AUGCAGACAUUACACAUUGCCCAGUUCAUAAUGCUGUUGUCCAUCGGCGUCCUGGCCUUUCCCACCUCGGAUGGCUCCGCGACUUACGGCCACGGCGUGGACCAAGCCAAGGCAGGCGCCUCGGGUAGUUUCCUUGUGCAUCAACGCCCCAGCGUCGCUGGGUCUGGUAACCUCGAGGUACGUAGCCAAAACAAGGGGAAUAGGCCUGCCUGGAAAGCCGAGUUUGCAGAGGAGAUUCGCCAGGCGCAGAAUGAUCAAAAGCUAUAUCAGUGUCCUCACUGCAAGGAUGGUAUCUCGAACCAGAUUUCAUUGAUCGUGCAUAAUGAAGCCUUCCAUCGCGGCGCGCCUAUGUAUUCGGUCAAGAACUACUACGAUCAGCGUAGACAAUGA